Molecule: messenger RNA, 2049 nt
Organism: Exophiala dermatitidis NIH/UT8656
Lineage: Eukaryota; Fungi; Ascomycota; Eurotiomycetes; Chaetothyriales; Herpotrichiellaceae
Product: 30S ribosomal protein S5
Exons: 2
Coding region: 167-1375 (402 amino acids)
Biological process (GO): translation
Cellular component (GO): ribosome
Molecular function (GO): RNA binding; structural constituent of ribosome
Source: RefSeq, a predicted model, not a curated record
CGCACACGUACUACUGCUCCGCUGUAUCCUGAACUGCACCUUUUGCGGACUUCAAUUGCAGUCAAUUCGGAGCUCAAUUGAAACGCGCAAGGGAAUAAAUAUUUAUUCUGCCGUUCAACGACGAAGGUCAUCGUCGUGUCGCAGCCUGGGAGCUGCAUCUGGCACGAUGAGCAUCUUUCGGCCGUCCGAGUGCGUGUUCUGUCUAUUUUCGCGGUCUUCGCGCCCUGCCGCUGUUGUUCGCCGUCAAUUUCACUCGUCUCCUGUUCACCAAAAGCGAAAACCUCGAUAUCCCAGCGUCAAAUCCUCCAACAACCAGAUAAACCUCGCACAGGCUGCGAAGCAAUUCUCGGCGUCUCAAGAUGGCGCGAUUCCGCAACACUACUCUGCCGAGCAACGGGCCGCCAUCGAGGCUGCCCAAAAGUUGAUCGACACGGAGAAACUGGAGAAGCAAACCGGGAUGCGGAAAGAUCCAUGGAAAAUGAAAUACUUUGACGACCUGACCAAGAUCGAUCCGGUGGUCGAUAAACCCGUACGAGCGCCCUGGACAAACAUCGACGAUCAAUCCCGAUUAAAAACAGAGGAAGAAUUGGAGGACGAUUUGAUCAAAUUCAUGAAAAAGAUCCCCGAGCCCAAGCACGAAAAUGACUACGAUCCAGAACUGUGGGAUAAGUUCGACCGAGAUCUCAGGCUGACCGUUGGUCGCGAAGAGGCGGAGCGAAACCCGCGGACCGCCAUGGCUCCCGACUUGCCCAACAUCUCAAACAACCCUCGACCUAAGAAACAAACCAGGGGCGACGAGGUGGUGGAAAUAGAGCCUCCCUCGCCGGCGCUGGUCAGAUUAAUGCAGAUGACCGGGUACAGCCGGGAGCAAAUCGCCCGGUUACGAGUCAAACGGGUCAUCUCGCACUCUGUGACCAACCAGACCAGACUGGGCAAAAUCCGCAAACAGUACGUUCUCUACGUGGCUGGGAAUCAGAACGGAUUGAUUGGAAUUGGGGAGGGCAAAGCAGUCGAUCCCGAGGAUGCUUCAUUGCAAGCUCAAUAUCGUGCCAUCCGCAACAUGACGCCAAUUCUGCGAUAUGAAAACCGCACCAUCUUUGGCGACGUCAACGGCAAAGUGAGCGCUACAGAAUUGGAGCUUUACUCCAGACCACCUGGUUUCGGACUCCGCUGCCAGCAGUACAUCUAUGAAAUCUGCAAGUGUGCCGGUAUUCAUGAUCUUGCUGCCAGAGUCACGCGUGCGCGCAACCCCAUGAACACGGUCAAAGCGACCAUCCAAGCCUUGUUGAGUCAGAAAGACCCGGAGGAUAUCGCGAGAGCUCGCGGUAAGAAAUUGGUCGACGUUCGAAAAGUGUAUUAUGCUGGAGAGACAUAGUGGUUGUACAGUAGAGUCCACGCCCUUAUAUUAUAGAGGCGACCCAGGGAAGAGCCUGUUAGUGAUGCUCAAUCGAGUUUGUCGCCCUGUCCCGUUGAUAGGUUCGUCCUUCGAUCCAUUGUUGGCGGCGGGUUGUGGCCUAGUAACGGAGUCGUCCCGGGCAGACAUUUUUCGUGGUCGCGUUUGCACUUCAUCAAGUCAUGCUUUCGAUUCUCCGAAACAACAAGGUCUCGCCGAGAGUCCGUUGGACGCAUCAGAUGUUACUGUCGUCGCCACCAAAGUCGUCCCCUUCCACUUGGCCCUGCUGCAGGACAAUGCUGUAGACACUCGCCUUCAUCAACGUAUAGACGCUGGCGACCUUUCUUUCCAACAGCCGCAGACCCUCUGCUAUCUCAAGCGUGAUUGGUCCACUCGACAGCGAUGCGAGAGUGGAUGAGAGCUGGAUGAGAGGACUGAUUAGUCUACUGGGGGAGGGAGGAGAAAGCCAUAGGCAACAUAGGUAGACGGGGAAAUAUAGAAAAAAGUGUUGUGAGGACCACCAUCGUGUUAUGUAUUAGCCAAGAAAGGGCACCCAUUCGUGGUUUUUUAUAAGGCAUAUCCUCCGAAAACAGGCUCCGGAGUGUAGAGAGUAGAGUUGUUGUAGAGGAGAGUAGAGAGAGAGCGCUGAAUUAAUC